Protobothrops mucrosquamatus (brown spotted pit viper) is the source of this 1189-nucleotide messenger RNA. RefSeq names its product G protein-coupled receptor 137 (gene GPR137). NCBI's taxonomy places the organism in Eukaryota, Metazoa, Chordata, Lepidosauria, Squamata, Viperidae. The transcript has 7 exons. The record is from RefSeq and is a predicted model, not a curated record. Gene Ontology annotation, cellular component: lysosomal membrane. The coding region runs from base 1 to 1179 and encodes 392 amino acids. Gene Ontology annotation, biological process: positive regulation of TORC1 signaling; regulation of autophagy; negative regulation of osteoclast differentiation.
AUGGAGAAGGCUGUGAGCAAUCUGAGCGCCAUCGUGCCAGCCUCGCGGCUCACGCCGGCCUUCCCGCCCGCCGUCAAGGUGGGCCUGACGACCCUCUACACGGCCUUGUACGCCUUGCUUUUCUUCUCGGUCUACGCCCAGCUCUGGCUGGUGCUCCUCUACCGCCACAAAAAGUUCAGCUACCAGACUGUCUUCCUCUUCCUCUGCCUCUUCUGGGCCGCCCUGCGCACCACCCUCUUCUCCUUCUACUUCCGGAACACCCUCAAGGCCAACCGCUUGCACCCCUUCUUCUUCUGGCUGCUGUAUUGCUGCCCUGUCUGCCUCCAGUUCUUCACCUUGACCCUCAUGAAUCUCUAUUUUGCCCAGGUGGUUUUCAAAGCCAAAGCGAAGUAUCGUCCUGAAUUGAUCAAAGGCCUGUUGCUGGUGCGAGGGGUGUGCUUCGGGGCCAGCGUCCUCUUCCUGGCGGUGAACGUGGCGUGCGCCGUGCUGGUGCGGGCACGCCAGGCGGAACCCUGGGCGGUGGUCCUGGCACGCGUUCUCAUCAGCGACUCGCUCUUUGUGCUGGGAGCUGUCUCCCUCGCCCUCUGCCUCUUCCUCGUGGCCCGUGGCUCUCCCUCAACACGCAUCUACCUGGAAGCCAAGGGCACCACCCUAUGCCAGACGGCGGCCAUGGGAGGCACAAUCGUCCUGCUCUACGCCAGCCGCGCCUGCUACAACCUGGCUGCCUUGGCGCUCUCCUCCCGCACCCGGCUAGACUCCUUCGAUUACGACUGGUACAACGUCUCCGACCAGGCUGACCUAAUAACAGAUCUCGGGGAUCAAGGUUACAUCGUCUUUGGGCUCAUCCUCUUCGUUUGGGAGUUACUGCCCACCACGCUGCUGGUGGGCUUUUUCCGGGUGCAUCGGCCGGCGCAGGAUACGAGUGCCAGCCGUGUCUUCCAUCGGCAGCUUGGGGUCUCCCGUUCUUAUUUCUUCGACUAUCCUGGGCAGCGUGAAAACGAAGGACUGACCAGCAGCCUGACCGGGCGAUCCAGCAACGGGAGCUACUACGGCUCGAUCAAUCGUAGCGGGGAGCACGACUGGUUCGGGGGCCACCCACCCACCGCCCCCCUCCUGUUCUCACAGGCUGCGGUCUCCGGCAGCCACCACCAUAGCCUUUACUCCACCCCGCAGAACUGAGACAUGGAUG